Messenger RNA from Adineta ricciae, 1683 nucleotides. The record is from the annotation of a GenBank genome assembly. NCBI's taxonomy places the organism in Eukaryota, Metazoa, Rotifera, Eurotatoria, Adinetida, Adinetidae.
AUGCUGGAUCCGAUCGGAUCUUACCGGAUCCGACCAUCCGACAAAAUCCGAUCGGAUAUCUGGAAAUGGAAUUGCAUUGGAAUCCGACUAGAAAAAUCCCAAAGUCCAGGAAAUCCAUGUUUCGGGUCCGACGAGAGCCGAUCGGAUCCGAGACCGUCGGAAUCCAAUGCGAUUCCGUCACCAGGAUUUCAUCGGAUCCGUCGAAUUCCUGUAGGAUCCGAGUCCUCCACAAUUAUCAGCAUUUGUUCAUUCCGGUUCGGAAUCGAAGUUCGAAGACUUGCCUACUUCUACUCCGCAAAACAACGAGAAAAAACCUCCGACAACAGAAUCGCCCACACCCUCAUCCUGCUAUCUAUGUUUUGUGUCAAACAAGAACCAUAUUUUGUCAUCAAUCAAAUCAUUAAAGAAAUCAUUCUCGAUUCCGACGAAAUGACUGAAGCCAAAAAUGAGCUUCUUCAUUUCUGCCGGACAGAAUAUAAAGAUAAUCCUGAACAAUUAGCUUUCAUCGAACAAUUCGAAACGAAUUAUCAAAAAGAAGAUGUUCUGCAAUUCUUUCAACAACAACAACAUUUUCUAUACAAAAUGUUAAACAAAGGCUUUCGCAUACCCGAAGUUGAUAUUCUAUUCAAACUGCGUUUGUUCAUUCAAAAUCUUCAUCAAUUCAUUAUUGCAUCAUCGAACAACAAUAGUUAUAUGCUCGUCGACGAACAAGUCUUAGUUACAUUUGGUUUAGUCACACGAGUCAUAAGUAUUGACAAAGAUAAGAACGGAAAGACAAUUGUACACUUGACAACCAUUACUGGAGAUGAUCGACAGUAUGACAAGAUUAUUGAGCCAAUGAGAAAAGAAACACGUGCGCCGCAUCCAUCACUUCGAAUUGUGAAAUUGUUUGUUGAACUAGAACAGUAUUCCUAUGCAGUUCACCUCGGUCAAAUUUUGUUAGCGGACUCUCCGACGGCGAAAAAAGAUCCUCUCUUGGCAUUGGCACGUACUUAUCAUUCAUUGGGAACAGCGUUGUAUGAAAAAGAAGAAUUCGAUGAGGCACUCUUUAUAAUCAAGAAAUCUCAUGAGAUUUACUUACGAUUUCUUCCUGAAGAUGCGCCGCAGUUAUCACCAACAUGGAAUAAUAUGGGUUCGAUCUAUUUACGACAGGGAAAUACUGAACUAGCAUUGGAAUAUCAUCAACGUGCCUUGAAUAUUCAGUUGAAAUCACCUAGCCCAGAUCUUCCAUCGAUCAUCUCCUAUUCAAAUAAUAUUGGCGGAGUUUACUUAAAACUAGAACGGUAUGAUGAAGCACUUGUUCACUUUAAACGUGCCUUACAAAUUGAAGUACAAACUCUACCGAAAAAUCAUCCAGAACUAGCAGGAACUUAUCAUCGCAUUGGUGGUGUUUACUUUCGACAGAAUAAUUACGAAAAGGCACUGGAAUAUUACGACAAAACCCUCGAAAUUGAACUGGCUGCUUUACCCGAUCGUCAUCCCACAGUUGCUGUCACGUAUCAUAAUCGUGGCACAGCUUUAGAAGGUCUAGGCAGACUCGAAGAGGCUGUUGAAAGUGCCGAGAAAGCUGUAGAGCGUUUAUUGAAGACUCUCCCGAAAGACCACACGCAAGUACGAAUGAAUCAAGCGUAUGUCGAUCGAUUAAAACAAAAACUAUGGGUUAAACAAUUGUUUACUACUUAA